AGCGGCCUCCUGUGUUCCCAUGUGGAGGCGGCUGCUGACAGGGGCCAUAUGAGUGACCCGAGUAGCACCGGCGGGGUCUUUGCGGGGCCCGACAUGAACCCCUUCGCCUGGUACCCGCCGCCGCCUCCCAUGCUCAGGCCCCCCGUCUUCUGCCCGCCCCCGGGACCCGCAGCCUGGGACCCCAGCUUCUGGGCGCCGCCGCCUGGGGAUUAUUUGCCGCCUGGCGCCUGGUACCAGCCAUCGCCGGUGUACGGGGAGCCGCCGCCGACAGCCCCGUACCCAGGUGGAGAUUGCUAUUUUACUGAAGAAUGGCAAGCUGAAGAAACACCUUCAUUUUUUAAAUAUUCGCCAGGUAGAAACUACAAGCAAAAGAACAAGAGGAAAAAAGAACCGGUUUUCUCUAAUUAUUGUGAUACUUGUGAUCGUGGCUAUAAAAACAAAGAAAAAUAUGACGAACAUGUUGCACAGCACGCACAGUGUGCAGAAGAUGGUUGCAGUUUCAGUGCACAUGAGAAGUUGGUUCAGAUUCACUGGAAGAAUAUGCAUGGUCCUGGUGCUAAAAGAAUACAGCUAGAUACUCCAGAGGAGAUUGCUAAAUGGAGAGAGGAAAGAAAAAAAAACUUUCCUACGUUGGCAAACAUUGAAAAGAAGAAAGCAUUACAGGCAGAAAAAGAGAAGAGAGGAGAAGUGUUGACAACUCCACAGUUUGGCAAAAUGAUAGGAAUGUGGAAAGCUCCACAAGAUGAAGAGACUUCUGGGCAACAUGGAAGGCAGAAGAAGAAGCGUCCAUUCUGGAAGAAGUUUAAGAAAAAUGAUGGAAGUAGUGCAUCUUCGCUGAAAGCUCAAACUGCAGCCAGUGGACCAGUUGCAGAUGCACAGACCUGUAUGAAGGAUGUCGACCCACUUGGCAUUCUGGCAGAUAGCGACGCUGAGUCGGACAAAGAUGGAGCAACUGUGGAGGAUGGGCAGUCGGGGGUGACUGUCAUUCCAAAGCAGGUAACCUCUGCCCUGAGUUUACUGGUGGCCAACUAUGGCAGCGCAUCAGAUACCGAGAGCGAGCCAGAGGAAAUUCCUGCCAAAGUUGUAACAACAGCUCUCAAGGAAAAUCAGACUGUCCUCCGAGAUAUCCCUCCGGCUUCAAAUAUCCCUCAAAGGCCAAAUAGCGUAAACCGCAAGGAACCUGCAGAAUUUACAAGUGCAACAUUAGUGAACUCAAAUACGAACACAGGGAAUUGUAGAGGCUCUAACAGAUGGAGGAAGAAGUCGCUCCCUGUACUGCCCAAACGUCGCCCAACGCUGUUGGAAAUGUUAUUAGCCCAGGACAUACGGCAUGAAAGGAAUGUGAUUCUGCAGUGUGUUCGAUACAUCAUCCGAAAUGACAUGUUUGGACUUCACUUAAAAACAGAGCCAGCAGCUGAAACUGAGAGUGGAUCAGCUUCUAGAGCUGCAGCGGAGUUUUUGACAGACAGACUUGAUGGAUCUAAUGUUUCUUGUAGCUCUGACCUUCAAUUAGCGGAAGAAGAACAGGAUGCAUUAUUUAUAGAUCCAAGUGAAAAAGCAGCCGUAGGUCAGGCAUCACAGGUGAUUCACUAUGUAGAUGAGGAGACAUGGGAAACACCAGCAAAUCAAUGUGAAGACAUUUGAUGUUUGCUAUGGUAUGUCUGUGUCAUGAAAGGUGAACCAAAGGCUCAGCUUUUGUACUUCACUCAAAUAUUUUUUGAAAGACAGUAGAAUAG
This is a messenger RNA of Pelodiscus sinensis (Chinese soft-shelled turtle), 1736 nucleotides long. RefSeq names its product nuclear FMR1 interacting protein 1 (gene NUFIP1). Gene Ontology annotation, molecular function: RNA binding. Gene Ontology annotation, cellular component: nucleus. The record is from RefSeq and is a predicted model, not a curated record. Gene Ontology annotation, biological process: box C/D snoRNP assembly. NCBI's taxonomy places the organism in Eukaryota, Metazoa, Chordata, Testudines, Trionychidae.